UAAAUUAUCUGGUUUUAUCUCAUUUCCUCCAUCGCCUCUUUUUUAAAAACCUAGACGUCUCCUUCACCAGUCAAAUCGGCUCUUUGAUACUCUUCCGGCGAGAUUCCGACCGAAACCAAGUAAAGAAGAUGAACACGAUAGCGAAGCGAGUUACGGGAUUCGUGACUAGUCAUAGCCACCAGUUGCAGCAGGAGCGAGGGAUAAGAGUGAAGGUAUUCUCCGGUGAUUUGGACAAGGCGCUGACGAUAUUGCAGAAGAAGAUGCAAUCAAGUGGUAUGGAGAGGCUAAUCAAAGCGACUCAGACUCAUCACAUUAAGAACUCGGAGAAGAAGGUUCUCGCUAGGAAGAAUCUUGAACGCAGAAUCAAAUCCAUUGACUUUGCUCGCAAACUCCAAUCAAUCCUCAUCAAGAAAGUCAGAGGUUUAUGAGAGGUGAAGCUGAAGCAACAGUGCUGCUAUUACCAUUCAUCGUUAUCUUAUUUCAAUGUUGAUCAGUGUUAGAUAUAACAUAACACAGUUGUGGUUCUGAGUUUUUUUUUUGUUCAUUUUGCACUUUUGAUGAAUGGAAUCAAAUGUGGAAUUGGUAUAAUCUUGGAUUACUAUUAGUUGUCUACAUGAAUAAGAAAGGCUUCUCUUUUCCUA
Molecule: messenger RNA, 641 nt
Organism: Camelina sativa (false flax)
Lineage: Eukaryota; Viridiplantae; Streptophyta; Magnoliopsida; Brassicales; Brassicaceae
Biological process (GO): translation
Cellular component (GO): ribosome
Molecular function (GO): structural constituent of ribosome
Source: RefSeq, a predicted model, not a curated record